Bombus pyrosoma is the source of this 1707-nucleotide messenger RNA. RefSeq names its product abscission/NoCut checkpoint regulator. The transcript is spliced from 6 exons. Gene Ontology annotation, biological process: abscission; mitotic cytokinesis checkpoint signaling. Gene Ontology annotation, cellular component: midbody; cleavage furrow; centrosome. Lineage: Eukaryota; Metazoa; Arthropoda; Insecta; Hymenoptera; Apidae. The coding region runs from base 390 to 1346 and encodes 318 amino acids. The record is from RefSeq and is a predicted model, not a curated record. Gene Ontology annotation, molecular function: phosphatidylinositol-3-phosphate binding.
CUUUGGUGGUUUUUAUUGAUUUAAUAUGAUUGAAGUUAGGCAUUAGCAUGAUGCAACUUGAAGAACUGUAAGAUAGUGACAUCAGAUAUUUCUGAAAUACAAAUUUCUUUUCCUAUGUUCAUUAUUUCAAAAACUUAUUUCUUUAUCUAUUACUUUUAUUGUUUAGCAAUAUGAUGUGCAAUUAAUUGAGAUAAAAUAUUUGACAAUAUUUUUGUUUAAAAUGAAGCAUAUAUUCUCUUUCUCUUAUCCAGUUUCGAAUUUGGUACUGUAGUCGAUUCCUAUUAACUCGAACGUUUGUACGUCAGAAAUUUUCAAAGAUAAAAUAUGUUGAAUAAUUUUCUGUCACAUUUGUGAUGACAACGUAUUAAAGUUUGAAAAGUAGAUUCAGUAUGUCUUGUAAUAUUUGUCAAACGAAAUUUUCCUUCUUCACAAGAGAAGUUGCUUGCCCCGGCUGUGGUUUUUCAUGUUGCAGUAGGUGCCUCAAAUAUAAAUGUAAUAUUCCAGAUAGAGGGGUGAAAAAGGUCUGUGGACGUUGCUUUAAUAAAUAUAAUUUUACAAGUACCUCAAGCUUUAAUAAUAAUAUCGAAAUGAAUGGCCACGAAGAACCAAUGGCUCCAGUGGACAUUACAAAAAAACUGGACUUGUUGGAGAACCCUGUGAAGCCUCCUAUUGUAAUGUACAAGCAUACAAAUCAUUGGGAUAGAUUUAAAACUGGGUUAGAACCAGCUGAUCAGGAGAUAGUUGAAAGAUUAAGAAAAUUGAAGGAGGAAGACAAAAAUACAGCUUUAAGUGUAGAUGAGAUAAAACGGAGAUUAGCAUUGCUAAAGGAUGAAGACCCAGAUGUUAGGCAGCACAGAAUAAAUAUGCAGCAAGUAGAUACCAGAACAGACCAACAGAAAACAGACGAUUUAAUACAAGAAUAUUUGAAUCAAUUGGAACUAUCCUCGGGCAGCGAUUCAGUUAGCGAAAUUCAAGCAAGGCUAAGAUCACUACAAGGCAUUAGUGAAAAACCUAUAGAACAUUCAGCUAAUGAUGACAAUGAUGAUGAGAAACACGUAACAAAGAAAUUAAUUGGGAAAGCUUUGGCAGAAGCAGAAUUGGAGAAAAAAUAUGAGAAAGACUUAGAAGAGGAUGAAUUGGAAGAAAUGGAACUCGAGGAGGCAAAACAUACUGAUGACGAAGAUGAAAAACCUAGCUGCGUAAUGUGUGAACAAACUAAAGAUUUACAGCGAUGUUUAGGUUGCCACGGCGAUCUAUAUUGCCCUGUAUGCUUUGAAGAUAAUCACGAUGAUUUGGAGUUAAAAAUGCACAAAAGAGAACCAGCAACAAGACGCAAUCAAUUUUAAAUGGAAUGGCUAGAAAUUUUAGAGAAACGCUUCGCAAUGAUUCACGUACAGUUUCAUUGCUAAAAACACUUUCUGUAUAAUUUUUACGAACAAUAUUUAUAACCAGCAUCGUCACCUGCGAUUUUGAUAUCAGAAUACGGUCAUUUAAAUAAAAGCAUUCCUCGCAAAAUACACAUAUACAUAAAAUAAAUAAUACAUAAUUAUAAUAAGCUGUAAGUUUAAAGCCAAGAUUGUGAUUGUAUUAAUGCGUGUCAUCGAAAGUUAUUGUUGCAUUACAUCUGCUUUCAUAGUAAAUAAUUUUGUAGCAAUCUCAGUUUAACAGAUUUAAUAACAGAUAUUCACGCUUUUGCUAAAAAACAAA